AUGAUUGGUAAACCUGAAAUGAUGAGACAUAUUUGUCAUGCAAGUGAUGUUGAACAAGCAGAAGAAAUUUUACAAAGAUGGAAAACAGAACAGGUAGGAAAAUUACCAGAACCAGGUUGGGUGACACCUAUUAAAGUGAUCUCGAGACAAAAAGCCGCCGAAGCACAAGCCAGAGGGAUUGGCGAGAUUUUUUCACAGAUGGAAGAAGCAGGAUUAAAGAAAGGUAGUUUAAAGGUCGUGAAUGGGAUGCCUACUUCAGAUAGUCAAUCAAGUAUUAAAAGCAAUAUUUUAGAAGCUUUAGGAUCACCUCUUACACAACCCAUUCAACUUGAUAGGAUUUUAAAGGAUGAAGAAUUGGAUGAUGAUGAGGCUCAAAGAACUAUGAUUGUUCAUCCUGAUCGGAGUAGACCAUUGAUGGAUUUUUCAGAACCGAUUGGAAGAUCAGGAUCAGAGAGUAGACCUUCUUCUCCUUCUGGUUUGAAAAACGUUCCGGAGGAUGAAGCGAUUGAAGAGACUGGUACCAGGAGUUUUAUUCCUAGUCUUCAAACUGUUGAGAAAGCAGUAGCGGCUAAAGUGUUCUUUGAACAACAUUACUCAGAACAGAACAAUAUACGAAUGGCAUGGGUUUUGAGUGAAACGAAUUAUUUAAGAGAGAUCAGAUCUCGAGUAGGAAUGAAUAGUUUUAUCAAGUUAAAGACGAUUGGACAUGGAGCCUUUGGAGUGGUAUCAUUAGUGAAAGAAAAACAUACAGGAGAAUUAUUAGCCAUGAAACAAUUAAAAAAAUCGGAUAUGUUAAGGAAAGGACAAGAAGGACAUGUGAGAGCUGAAAGAGAUUUGAUGUCUUUGGCUUCAUCUUCUUCUAAAUGGAUCGUUAGAUUGAUCUAUUCAUUUCAAGAUUUAGAUCAUUUGUAUCUUGUGAUGGAAUAUAUGAUUGGAGGUGAUAUGUUAAAUUUAUUGAUUGAAAAAGAUAAGUUUUCGGAAGAGAUGUCAAAGUUUUAUAUUGCUGAAAUGAUCCUUGCUAUUGAAGAAGCUCAUAGAUUAGGCUUUAUUCAUCGAGAUAUUAAACCUGAUAAUUUUUUGUUUGAUAGGGAUGGUCAUUUAAAGAUUACUGAUUUUGGUUUAGCUACGGAUUUUCAUUGGGCUCAUGAUGGAGCUUAUUAUGAUCAUCAACGAUUAGUAUUGCUUCAUAAACAUGGAAUUGAUUUAGAAGAUGGAUUACCAGAGAUACGAAAACAUGAUCAAGCUUAUUUUGUUAGAGAUAUCUUGAGAAAUGAAUCUGAUUUGAAUCAGACUGAAUUUCCUACUUCUUAUUCUGAUCGAGUCUUGACGAUCCGAGAUCGGAAUCGUAAGAAAUUGGCAUUCUCUGUUGUAGGCACUAAUAAUUACAUGGCACCUGAAGUUUUAAAAUCAACUGGAUAUGAUGAAGCAUGCGAUUGGUGGAGUAUGGGAGUGAUCUUAUUCGAGAUGUUAUUUGGUUAUGCACCUUUUAUGGCCAGAUCACGUCAAAUCACCCGAACGAAAAUCAUUCAAUGGAGAAGCACAUUACAAUUCCCAAACGAACCUGAUGUAUCAAAUCAAGCUAAAGAUUUCAUUCAAAGUUUGAUUUGUGAUCGAGCUGAUCGAUUAGGAUCACGUGGGAUUCCAAUCUCUUCUUCACUUCAUUCUUCUCGUCCUACUUCAUUUUAUAAUUCGGUUUCGAAAAAGUUUCAGGAUGGGAUUUCUACUCAAACUUUUUCGGGUCCUAGUUCGGCUAUGAAAGAUGGUGCAAAUCAGAUUAGAGCUCAUCCUUGGUUUUCAAAUAUUGAUUUUGAUACAAUUCAUCUUCAAACACCACCUUUUGUUCCAGAGAUUUCAGAUGAAACAGAUACAAGAUAUUUUGAAGAAGAUAUAGAUGAUCAUCCAUUAGAAGUACCGGGAUUGAAAGUGAAUGAAGGAAAUGAUGUCCAAACAAGAGAUCCAUUACUUGGAGAUAAAACUCAUGGAGCCCAACUUUUAGAGACACGAAAAUCACACGCGUUUGUAGGUUAUACGUUUAAAGGACCUAAACGAACGGUCUUUGAUCCUAGAAGAGGUGUGAUUUUGGAUUCUGGAUUUAUGAGACCUGAUGCGCCGGAUCUGAAGCUCGAAGAAUCGGAUCAGCUUGAAGGUCAUGGGUCUUUGGAAUCGGAUUUAAAGGAAGAUUUGAAAUCUUGUUUUGAUACUCAAGCUUUGAAUACAAACCACAUUGAUGAAGAUGAUGAUGAAGGGGAUCAGAGAAAGUUUUCAAGGAUUAAUAAGAUUCGUAGUAUGUCAUUUUGA
This is a messenger RNA of Melampsora larici-populina 98AG31, 2298 nucleotides long. RefSeq lists its product as uncharacterized. Gene Ontology annotation, molecular function: ATP binding; protein serine/threonine kinase activity. NCBI's taxonomy places the organism in Eukaryota, Fungi, Basidiomycota, Pucciniomycetes, Pucciniales, Melampsoraceae. The coding region runs from base 1 to 2298 and encodes 765 amino acids. Gene Ontology annotation, biological process: intracellular signal transduction; peptidyl-serine phosphorylation. The record is from RefSeq and is a predicted model, not a curated record. The transcript is spliced from 8 exons.